This is a messenger RNA of Cydia strobilella, 7868 nucleotides long. It is a transcript of the gene lilli, whose product is annotated as AF4/FMR2 family member lilli. The record is from RefSeq and is a predicted model, not a curated record. Gene Ontology annotation, biological process: regulation of gene expression. NCBI's taxonomy places the organism in Eukaryota, Metazoa, Arthropoda, Insecta, Lepidoptera, Tortricidae. Gene Ontology annotation, cellular component: nucleus; super elongation complex. The coding region runs from base 532 to 3933 and encodes 1133 amino acids. The transcript is spliced from 21 exons.
AUCUGUGUAUUCGAGUGACGAUAACCUGCGAGCGUAGUGCGUUCGACGCUCCCGCCCCGCCUCGCGGCAGUCGCGCGCGUCCUCGCCUGCCGUGCAGUCGUGCCACACCGUCAGCGCAUGCCUGCUUCACCAAGCUCUCAAGGGUGAGCGGGGAACUCGGUUUUGGCGGGUUUUCGGACGUGAUGCGCCUUGCACCCCCCCGCGGGAUGCGCACGUGUUGCCGAUGCGCGCUCUUGUAUGUGCCGGCGCCCCGUCACAGUGAAAACUGUGACGUGAACUGUCAGUGAUCACCUGGAUUGCAGUGUUGGAUGUAGGAUCGGAAUUAGACGCGGUCGCCUUCGCGGCUUUUUUACUUGUUAAUUGCGAGUAUUGACGAUUGGCAAAACUUUAUCCACGUCGAAAAUGUUCGUUCGCGGAGUUGAUUGAAACUCUGUAACUAAUUUGAAUAUUGUUUAAGUGAAGUGCGCAGUGUUUCUUUUGUUGUUGAGAUAUUGUUGUGUUUGACAAGACGUUGCUGACGAGAUUGCUGGUAUGCAUAUGUGCUAUGAGCGGCCCGGCCUGGUCUCCGCCCUGAACGGCGCUGUUGGGUACGACAAGUGGGACCGAGACCGGGACCGCGGCGGGGGCGGCGCCGGCGCUCCCGCGUGGCCGGGCCGCGACCGCGAGCGCGACCGGGAGCGCGAGCGGCAGGCGCGCGCGCACCAGAUGUCGCAGGCGCACGCCGCCGAGCCGGACGCCACCGCGUCGCUCUUCCAAGCUCCCUCCAGGGUAACGGGCAACAAGGAUCGCCAAAGCCAGCAGAUCCAGACGAAGCUCGGCGACUACCAGAUCGCGCAGGCGCUGAUCGACGAUCCCAGCAAAUCGAUCGGCAUCUGCGCAGAGCCACCCAGCCCGGCGCCAUGCCAUCCGUCGCGAAGGGAGAGCGAGUUCAAGAAACCGUCACACGCGCCGCAAAACGGGCGCGUGCACCACCGACCCUACGUUCACAACAAGAGCGAUGGGUCAGUUUUACCGGCGCCGCCUACGCAUCGACCGCCGCCCCUAAAAAUGAACGGCAUCCAAUCACAAAGUGCAAUUGACAGCUGUCAGCCGCCUAUAGAAAGUAUAUUGAAGGAAAUGAAGUCCCUACCGCAGCCGCUGUCAGUCAUCGCCGCUACGCCCCGCAAGGAGCUCGAUAACAAGUUCAUCUUCGACCCCUUUACGAAUAAGGUCCAAGAAAAUCCCCAACUAAUCAACAACGAUCUCAAAACACCUCUCCCUAAGCCCGGUAUAGACAACCGGAUAUCACACUCAAGAAGUGUAACGCCACCGUGUGACGGGUUGAAUAAGGACCUCGGGUUGUCGGAGAGCGAUGACGAGGUUGCGGCCAGCACGCUACACCACACCACCAGCAGUACGGCGCUAGAACUAGAACCCAUCCUAUCACCAAUUGUCUCCGGCGGCAGCCCGUCCUCGGCCAGCGAGUCCUCCGACUCCGAGUCCGAGUCGUCUUCCGCCGAGUCCAGCGGUCCUCCGCCCCGAGAGACCAGAGAACCUAGAGAGACCAGAGAGCCCAGAGAGGCUAGAGAGCCUGCAGCGGCGCCGGCGCGACCAAGUGCCGCGGCGGAGUCGCAGCCGGUACAGCGGCCAUCGUGGUCGCUGUCGAACUUCGCGCCGCCCACCGCGCCGCUGCCCGAGCCCUAUGAUACGGGGAAAGAGCUGAGGCAUGCGCUCGCGGAUAUCAAGGGAAAGCCGAGUCCUAUCUCGGACCUAUCGGACUCGGAGGCGUCGUCGCCGUCGCCGGGUCAGAGGCGGAGACGGUCGUCGAAACUGACCGUGUCCAGCGACGAUGACUCGCCAAGACCUACUAAUACGCCUUCCCCCCGCGUGGCGGCCACCGCGGCGGUGAAGCGCGGGCGGCCGCCCAAGCCGCGCGCCGACUCGCGAGAGCGGCCCGCCAAGAAGAAGCGCGGCCGCCCGCCCAAGCUGCGCCCCGCCUCCCCGCCGCCCUCCCCCUCCCCGUCUCCCACCCCCACCCCCACCCCGCGCCACUCCGAGCCCGAGCCCGCGCCCGCCUCCGCGCCCGCGCCCGUUCCGCACCCCGUGCUACAGGAUACGAAGACGCACAUCUUUCGCAAGGUUUUUACUCCCAAGAAGGGUGACGAAUGUGGCGGGAAAGGUGGCAAAGGUGGCAAAGGAAAAGGUGGCAAGGGCAAAGGCCAGGUCACUAUAAUAGAAGUGGCGGCGGAGUCCGGAGCCGACGACGAUGAGAGGAGGCAUCGAGAGCGCUCAGCGGAGAGGCGGAACGAGGAGGCCCUCGCCAGGGUCUCGCCCCCUCAGGAACCCGAAACUUUGACCAGGAAACGAGAGGCCGAGAGGGUCGCCAAUGAACGGAUACAAGAAAGAGUGUCCCUCGAGCGGCCCGAAAGGGACCGCCCUGAGCGGACGAACGACCGAAUAUCAGAUCGCCUCCCCAUACCCUCCGCACCUUCCGACAGAAUACCGGAUCGGACGUCCACCGACCGGUUAUCGUCUGAGCGAUCCGACCGUUUACACGACCGGUAUAGCUCUGAACGCCUCUUAACCCCCAGUCGGCAUUCGAGAGAACGGAUAUCGUCCGAGCGCUCGGAUAAGACAGAGAAAACCUCCCUGGACCGCCUCUCCGGAGAUAGGAUAGAUCGUCUGUCAGGGGACAAGAUGGAUCGCCUAUCGGGGGACAAGUUGGACAGGUUGUCGGGCGACAAGUCGGACAGAUUGUCGGGCGACAAGUCGGACAGAUUGUCUGCCGACAAGUUGGACAGAUUGUCUGCCGACAAGCUGGAAAGAUUGUCGGGCGACAAGUUAGACAGAUUAUCAAGCGACAAGUUGGACAGAUUGUCGGGCGACAAGUUGGGCAUGGAGAGGCUCGACCGGAUGCCGGACAGAUUUGUUCGCGCCGAGGCUGACGUCGGGUCCGGCUUGAAAGGCCGAGGCUCGGAGAGACUCGAAGAGGCUUCUUCAAUAGUGGGCCGGCGCUUGCGGCUGCCGGUGCGGGUGCCGCUGGAGCGGCUGCGCGCGGACACGGUGCGCAGCCUGCUGGCCGCGCCGCCGCGCCGCGCCGCCAAGCGCCCCGCCACGCCGCCGCCGCACCAGGCGGGAGAGGUAGCCGCGACCAACCACGAGCGGACGGCGGGUCAGACGCCCAUCUACUACUCGUACUUCGAGCGUCUGCCCGCGGACGUGCUCUCUGACGAGGAACGAGACCACAAAUAUUACCUAGACCAAGCGAAACAGCUGAAAUGCGAAGCCGAGCGCGAACAGAAAGCGUUACCCCGCGUCAUGCUCUAUCUCGAGUCGGUGCUGUGCUUUGUUCUAACCGGUCGAGUACUGGAACUAGAACUGGACACAAAACGCGCCUUCACCAUAUACCGGGAGACGAUAGAGUACAUCAAGAGCAUACACUCCAUGCCGCAGCGGUUCAGGGCGUCGCCGCAUUCGACGUUCAACAAGCUUGAUAUACUGAGCUUACGUGUGCAAGCUUUGCUGUACUUGCGCAUGUUCAAAAUGUACAACCGGGAAGUGAAAGAGUACUAUAGGAUAGUGCAAGACUACCAGCAAAAGCCGGCGUGCGCGGAGUCCGUGUCCCCGCUGUCGCCGACGCCGUCGCCGGGCGGCUCGGUGGGCUCCGUGGGCUCCGUGGCGUCCGCCUCCUCCGGGUACUGCAGCAUGGCGCACUCGGUGCCCGCGCAGGCGCACAACGCGCUGCUGCAGCUCACCAAGUACUACACGUUCCUGUACGUGGCGCACGACCUGUGGGAGCAGGCCGACAACCUGUGCCGGCUGCGCGCCAAUCAGGACUUAUUCAUAGCGGUGGACCGCAAAUGCGGCCCGCUGACCCUAUUCUCCACGUUCCGGCAUCUCGUACAAUACGUGCGCUACGCCAUCUCUCUCAUCAAGAACGCGGCGCGCGAGUGACCGCCGACCGGCGCCCCGGAGGCCGGGGACGGGGUGGCCGGGGACGGGGAGGCCGGGGACGGGGAGGCCGGGGACGGGGAGGCCGCCGGUCGAGGCCGCGUCGGCCCCGUCGGCCCCGCGCUCCCGAGCAGGCGACUGUUCCAGAAACCUUUUGGCAAUGUCGCGGCGAAAAAUGCGCAGCGGUAUUAGUGAAAUGAUCUGUGGUAUUGGUAGAAAAACUUUAUGUUUAGUGGUAUGUUUCGGGAUUUGCAGCUAAAAUGUGUUCAUGACCGAUUGAUACGUUUCUUUGUGUCACAGUUUAAGGCCAGAGCGCACCGGCUGCUUGUGCGUAGACGUGCACGUGCGCGGGCGCUAAAAUGUUGCAGCCAGUGCACGCACACGUCACGCAAGCGGUGUGUCGACUCGUAAGGAUCUGUAUAUUACAACGCGCACGUGUAUCCACGUCUACGCACACGCAUCCAUCCGGUGUGCACAGGCCUUUUUAUAGCGUAUCUUCGCUUUUAGUAUCAAUGGAGUAUAGUCAGUUUAUGCAUAAUAAGAAAUUAUGGAUAUAUUGUGGUCAAUUUUUUUGGUAACCCAUUAGGUGUAAUUUUAAACUUUAGUGUACUAACUGUACUACAAGCAAUGAAAUAUUUUUACCAAUAUCGCUGUUCCAUCGCAUCGCGGUGAAAUUGUCGUUUGGCGUAGUAAAGAAAUUCAGUCACUAUUGACUUGUGAGAUUUAGUUUUGGAAUAUCGUUUUUCAGAUACUUUUCUAAAAGCAAGUCUAAUAUAUAAUAAUUGUUUAAUACAAUUUUAAUAAAAAAUGCCUAAUUUAAACAUUUAUUAAUUAAAUUAUUUAUUUCAAAUAUUUAGUUAUAUAUUAACUUAUUUUUAAUUAAGUUUAUUUAUUUUGAAAUCAGAAUUUAAUCUCAUUUUUUUCAAGGAAUCACGUUAUUCCUUAAUAUAAAUUUGCUUGUAGAAAGGGCUGAUCUGAAAGCGAAUAUACCUAUCGUUCCAAAACCGUUUGGAAUAUGUCGUCAAUAGAGUACGUUGGCAUCAAUUACCUAUAGUUGUAUAUUGUCGCCUCGGUCGUUGUUCAUUAGUAGAGAACGCCCGGAAAUCGUAACUAAGUAUUGACUUCGCAUGUCCUACAAGAUGACCAAAAAUGUACAGACAACCCCUGCCUGGUUACUGGUUACAAAACCGAAUGUAAGUUUAAGUGAUAGAGUAAUCAUAUCGUAAGUGUUUUUCGUUGUAGUACCUACCCUAUCAGAAAAAUGUACCAUCGGGAACACAUAUACGAAUUCUUUUAGUUCGGGUGUUAUACGAAAAUAUUUAGUGUGGGCCAAUCGAGUUAUUAUCUCACUAUGCAUGGGAUCACUUCUCUUGUAGUUUUUCGCAAUAAUUUUACUGAUUUUUAUUCGCGUAUACUUUUGCUUGUUACUCUGAGAGUGUGUUAGAAUGAGCUUUAAACUAAUUCGUACUUUAAGUGGUUCGGUUAGGGUUGAUUAUAAAGCGGACGGCGUAACGUUGUUUUGUAAUCACAAAUAAUAUUGGUGACUUUUUUCGAUCACAUUAGAACAUAAAAUCAUUUUUAUAAAUCACGAUAAGAACACAUCUGGACGAACGAACACAGAAUCAUAUUCGCGAAAUGUUUAAUAUAAAUAAAUAAAACACGUAUAUUUGUGUCAUAUGAGAUCAUGUAUGUUCUCUUAUCAGGAAUUAUGAUAGUAACCCAUUUAUAAGAUACAGCUAGAAUAUACAGCGAACAAUAUUUUAAGUUAUGUGAAACUGUUCCUACAUAUUGAGUAGUGACAGAACAAUUAUUGAGCAAAAAUAGAUUUUCGUGUAUCAAUAUAUGGAUCAUAUUUUCGUAUAUACAUAUCAAGUAGCUCGGUGACAAUCGCGUGGUUCGGAGGUAAAGUAAAUCAGGAUGUAUCUAGUGACUUCAGUAGCAGGAUUACUCAGUAAAUAAUGUUUGGAGUGACAAUAAUACUGGUAAGGGAGAUACGAGUAAAUUCCGAAAAUUUUGAUCCAUCCGACUCAGAUCAAAUAAAUUUAAAUCGUAGCUUCAACCGACAAAAUAUGCUAAAUAUUUUUUUAAACUUUACUUUUGAAUGGUACAAUUAAAACCGUGAACUGGAUUUUGGCUGACCGAAAGCAUCAUGUGAUGAAAUGAACAUUGAUUUAACUGAAUGAAAUUGUAAACUAGACUAGACUGUGAGUAUAAAACAGUGAAUGUUACUUUGAAACAACAAGCCGGAACACCAAUUAUAUUUCUCUCGGUUGUUUAUUAAAAUUUAUGUUGUGAUUGUACAUACAUAAUAAUGAUUGAUUAUAGUAUACAUUUUGUAAUGGAUAUACAUGUUAGUGCCAGAUAGGUUUUUGUACGGUCGUUUACAGCGCGCGGCGCGGAGCGGGACGUCGAGUGUUACUAGAGAACGACAAGACGAUGCCUUGUACAUAGUUAACGUAAGAAAUGUGUAGUUUUCAUUUAUGUUUUAAUUUAUAUGUAAACUAUAUUUAUAUUUAAGGCGGACAAGGAAAUAUAAACAAUUAAACAUAAUAAAGUUUGAUUAGGGAUCUAUACGAAAUUGUUUGCGCGUGAGCCUAGCGUGUGAACGGUUUUUUUUUAUAAUAAGACAAUUUGUAUAUUUUUAAAAGUGGAUAUUGUAAAUGUAUGUAGAGAGCUUGCAGCGUUCGGUUCUUAGAGGAUAGUUAGGUUAGGUCCGUCAGUUACCCGCGGUCGCCACAGCCCGACUUACCCGCUCAUUUCCAACUAUUGGUACUUACUAUCCGCACAAAUAACUGUACCUAUAUAUUUAAGAUGGUUAUUUAUUUAUUGUGGCAUUGUAUAGUUAAUUUUGUUGCACACUAAGCGAAGUUUACUUAAUUUCAAUAAUUGUGAGGCAAAUUAACUUUAAUAAGCAAUGAAAUAACGUUAAAGUGCCUUGCGAAACUGCGGUUUUUUCCGCGUCCUGAGUAAGCACAAAGCGGUAAUUUGGCGUGUCUAUUUAACUGAUCGUACGUGUUAGAGACUAAAGUUCCGCCAAAAAACGUGCAAAUCACAAAUGCAUCUGUGCAUCUCCUUUGGAAACUCGCAAAUUAUGUACUUGGUUUUUUGUUAUCGUUUUUAGUUCUAUUUUUUUUUUUUGCGUUACGCGGUGUAUAAUUUUUUGUUGUGUUUUUAUGUUGCUUAUUUAAUUUUAGGCUGAUAGGUACUUCCUCUUUUAAAAUGUAAUGAUAGUGACACAUUAUGGUUGAUUUGCCCUGACUUGCAUUAUUGACAUUUUAACUUUUUAAUUAUAACAAAGGGCAUCAUUUAUUAAAUAAAAAUGUAAAAUUAAAAAAAUAAAAAAUACAGAAAUGAGCAAUAUUGACAUGCAUGCAUGACAUGGUGAUUCUUAAAAUAUACCUAAUCAAAGUCGAGAUCUUUACAUACCUAUGAAAAUUAAUAAUUUAAGAGAAAAUGUGGAUGGCAUAACAAAUUAAAUUAUUUAUAUUCGUACGCAAAGCAAAAGUGCAUGCAUACGAAUAUCAUCAUCACAUUUAUUUUUUUAAUUGCAUGUUUUUCUACUUAUGACAGUUUCAUUAAUUUUUGUAAUCAUUAAGCAAUAUGUUGCUUUUAAACAUCAGUAAUACCUUCGAGAAAUACAAGACAUAAUAUUUACCUUUAAAAACUAUUGACGCCAAAAUUAUUCUCAUUUUUUUUUAUAUAAGCAUGUAGAUGGACUCGGACGCUGCGCUGGUAAGCGUAAGCCGAUUGGUUUUUAGGAAAUUGUAAAAUACUGUUUUCUUUUAUUAUAGCAAUCUUGUGUUGAUAUAGCAUGUAUAAUUUGUUUUUUUUUUUAUUCGCGUUAAGAAUAUGUAUAAAUUUGUUUUCUCUUAAUAUUAUUAUUUGUGUAACUGUACCUUAUGUUAUUGAUGAUAGAAUACAUUAAUUUUUAUGUAUGA